GUCGAUAAACACUUCACUUUUCUAUCUCAAUUUAGAAGUCCUUUACCCACCUUGGCAACUCGCAACUCUCUCUCUCUAUCUCUUUUAUCUCUGACUGAAAUGAAUAGCAAUACUGACAAGAAGAAGAAGAAGAACAAGAACAUGAAUCCCACUUUGUAGCAGUCCAUAAUUCCACAAAGAUUAGUGGCCAAGAACUUUGGACUGCUAUAGGUUUCUGGGUAACUGACAAAGUUACAAUCUUUUCUGUUUUCUUCUCAUCGUUUUCUCCAAAAACUACAAUGAGAUCUCACUUUUUCUUCCUCUUCUUCUUCUACUUCUACUUCGCCGCCUCUGACCUCGCCUCCGACCGCGCCGCCCUCUUGGCGCUCCGCUCGGCCGUGGGCGGCCGCUCGCUCCUUUGGAACAUUACGGAACCGAACAUAUGUUUGUGGCCGGGAGUGCAGUGCUCCUCCGACAAGAAAUAUGUCGCCGAGCUUCACCUGCCGGGGACGGGUCUCUCCGGCGUGAUUCCGGCCGGGACCAUUUCUAACCUCACGCGCCUCCAGACUUUGAGUUUGCGUUACAAUGCUCUGUCGGGUGUGUUUCCUUCCGACAUCUUUUCCUCUCUCCGGGAUCUCCGGAACGUGUAUCUCCAGCACAACUUCUUCUCCGGCGAGAUUCCCGACGGUGUGUUCUCAUUGCCCAACCUCGUUCGCCUCAAUCUUGCUCACAAUAACUUCUCCGGGUCGAUUUCCCCUUCGGUGAAUAAUCUGACGCGGUUGGCGACGUUGUAUUUGGAGGAGAAUCAGUUUUCCGGGGAAAUUCCGGACGUGAAUGUGCCCGGAUUGGUCCAGUUCAAUGUUUCCGGCAAUCUUCUGACGGGCCAGAUUCCGGAAAAGCUCUCGACUCAGCCCAAGAGUGCGUUUCAGGGGAAUUCUCUGUGCGGGGCACCUCUUGAUCUUUGCGAUGGGCAGCAAACAAAGAGUAAAAAGAAACUUUCCGGCGGGGCUAUCGCAGGAAUUGUAGUCGGCAGCGUCAUUGGGUUGCUUUUGGUUCUUCUUUUAUUGUUCUGUUUAUGCCGCAAAAGGGGCGAAAAAGAAGUCAGAUCGAAUGAGGCAGCCGGAAUUAAGCAGACCGAGAUCGAGAUUCCGCCGGAAAAAGAGGUAAUGGCCGGCGCCGCCUCCGCCGCCGCAUUUGGCGCGAAAGAGAAGGAGGUGGUCAACGCGGAGGUCAACGGCGGAGGGAAGAGCUUGGUGUUCUUUGCCAAAGCCCCAGGGAGGAACUAUGACUUAGAUGACCUUUUGAAAGCCUCUGCUGAGGUUUUGGGAAAGGGCACUUUCGGAACUGCCUAUAAGGCCGUUCUUGACGCCGGAAUCACACUGGUGGUGAAGCGUCUCCGGGAUGUCACCGUGCCGGAAAAGGAGUUCCGACAGAAGAUUGAAGAGGUGGGGAGGAUGAACCAUGACAAUUUGGUUCCUCUCAGGGCUUACUAUUAUAGCCGUGACGAAAAGCUACUUGUAUAUGAUUACAUCACAAUGGGAAGCUUAUCCGCACUUUUACAUGGUAAUAAAGGAGCGAGCAGGACGCCAUUGAACUGGGAAACAAGAACCUCAAUUGCUGUAGGGGCAGCCCGGGGGAUCUCCCAUCUCCACUCACAAGGCCAAUCCAUUUCCCAUGGCAACAUUAAGUCAUCCAACAUUCUCCUAACCAAAUCCCACGAUGCCCGUGUCUCCGAUUUCGGUCUUGCCCAGCUUGUUGGCCCGUCCUCCACUCCCACGCGGGUAGAUGGGUACCGGGCCCCCGAGGUAACUGAUCCUCGGAAGGUCUCCCAGAAAGCGGAUGUUUAUAGUUUCGGGGUUCUGCUCUUGGAAUUGCUCACCGGGAAAGCUCCCACCCACUCGUUAUCUAACGAGGAGGGCGUGGACUUGCCUCGGUGGGUUCAGUCUGUGGUCCGGGAGGAGUGGACGUCCGAGGUUUUUGAUCUGGAGCUGCUGAGGUACCAGAAUGUUGAAGAGGAUAUGGUUCAGCUGUUGCAGCUUGCUGUUAACUGUACUGCCCAGUACCCUGACAAGCGCCCUUCAAUGGCGGAAGUUACCGCCAGAAUUGAAGACCUCUGUCGCCCUGGAUUCCAGGACAACAACAUUGUUGACAACCCAGAAGAGUAAUAGGUUGCGAAAAGAUUCAAGUUCCACUUCUUUUUUUUUGUUUUGUUUUCUGGUUUGAAUUCUUCAUUUGUCAGUUUAAUCUUUUCCCAAUUCUUGGAUUUUAUAUUUCAUAUAUAAGAAUCUUCUUUCUCUUUUUCCGCGGCUAUUCGAUCAACAAAUUAAGGUUCUUGGAGAUCUGUAGUUUUUAGUUUUGGUGUGUUUAAUGUAAAAUAUAGUAUUGUCGAGCUGUUCUUGUUGGGCACAUGGCGGCCUUGUAAUUACAUAUUCUUUGUUUCAUAAUUGAUUUAAUCACAGCUGUGCCAUGUGAGUUUAUUCUGA
This is a messenger RNA of Ipomoea triloba (trilobed morning glory), 2462 nucleotides long. RefSeq names its product probable inactive receptor kinase At1g48480. The coding region runs from base 279 to 2144 and encodes 621 amino acids. The record is from RefSeq and is a predicted model, not a curated record. Lineage: Eukaryota; Viridiplantae; Streptophyta; Magnoliopsida; Solanales; Convolvulaceae. The transcript has 2 exons. Gene Ontology annotation, molecular function: protein binding; ATP binding; protein kinase activity. Gene Ontology annotation, biological process: protein phosphorylation.